AUGGCCCUGUUCCUGUGGGUCUGCAUUCUGCUGGGCUCUACCAGCUCUGCAGGGGCCAACAUCUUCGAAUACCAAGUGGACGCGCAGCCCCUCCGUCCCUGCGAGCUGCAGAGGGAGACGGCCUUUCAGCAGGGAGCCGACUAUGUGCCCCAGUGCUCUGAAGACGGCAGCUUCCAGCCAGUCCAGUGCGAGAAGGAAGGCUUGGCCUGCUGGUGUGUGGGUACCGAUGGCGCGGAGGUGCCGGGCAGCAGGCUGCCUGGAAGGCCGGUGUCUUGCUUGUCCUUCUGUCAGCUGCAGAAACAGCGCAUCUUGGUGAGCAGCUACAUCAACAGCACAGCCGUGUCCCACCUGCCCCAGUGCCAGGAUUCCGGGGACUAUGCACCCAUCCAGUGUGACAGAUGGCAGCUGCAGUGCUGGUGUGUGGACUCAGAGGGGAUGGAAGUGUACGGGACCCGCCAGCAGGGAAGGCCGACAAGAUGUCCAAGGAACUGUGAGAUCAGAAACCGCCGUAUCCUCCAUGGGGUAGGAGACAGAUCACCGCCCCAGUGUUCUGCUGAGGGAGACUUCAUGCCAGUUCAGUGCAAGUUUGUCAACACCACAGAUAUGAUGAUUUUCGAUCUGGUCCAGAGCUACAACAGGUUCCCAGAUGCAUUUGUGACCUUCAGGUCAUUCCGGAGCAGGUUCCCUGAGGUGUCUGGGUAUUGUCACUGUGCUGACAGUCAAGGGCGGGAACUGGCUGAGACAGGUAUGGAGCUCUUACUCGAUGAGAUUUAUGACACCAUCUUUGCUGGGCUGGACCUCGCUUCCACCUUCAGUGAAACCACCCUGUACCGGAUAUUGCAGAGACGGUUCCUAACCAUCCAGUCCGUCAUCUCUGGCAGAUUCCGAUGCCCCACAAAGUGUGAAGUGGAACAGUUCACAGCCACCAGCUUUGGUCACCCCUACAUUCCAACCUGUAACCGGAAUGGUGAUUACGAACCAGCACAGUGCCAGCAGGAUGGACCAUGCUGGUGUGUGGAUGCCCAAGGAAAGGAGAUCCAUGGGACUCGGAGGGACGAGGGACUGCCAUCUUGUGCUGAAGACCGAUCCUGUGCAUCAGAAAGGCAGCAAGCUUUGUCCCGACUGUACUUCGGGCCCUCUGGCCACUUCAGCCAACACAAUUUGUUCUUUUCUCCUGAGGAGAGACGGGCCUCUCAGAGUGUGGCCAGGUUCUCCACCUUCUGCCCUCCUCUGUUCAGGGAGUUGUUUGUUGACUCUGGCCUUCUCCGCCCCAUGCUGGUAGGGCAGGACAAGCAGUUUCCUGUCUCACAGAGUCUUCUCAAAGAGAUGAUCAGGAUGAUUUUCCCCUCCAGAGAACUGGCACGUCUUGCCCUUCAGUUUACGUCCAACCCCAAGCGACUCCAGCAAAACCUCUUUGGAGGGAAGUUCUUGGUGAACGUUGGCCAGUUUAAUUUGUCUGGAGCUCUUGGCACAAGAGGCACAUUUAACUUCAGUCAGUUUUUCCAGCAGCUUGGCCUCCCAGGCUUCAGGAAUAGAGAGGACACCGUGGAUGUAGUCAAACAGUUCUCUGUGGGGUCUGAUUCAAACCUUGACAGGGAAACUCCCAAAGCCUCGGCAAGGGCUAUGAAUGUGACGCUUGUGGGCAGCUUUGGCUUUGAAAUCAACUUACAGGAGAACCAAAAUGCUCUGCAAUCCCUUGCUUCUCUCUUGGAGCUUCCAGAAUUCCUUCUCUUCUUGCAGCAUGCUAUCUCUGUGCCAGAGGAUAUAGCCCGAGAUUUAGGGGAUGUGCUAGAAGUAGGGCUCAGUUCUCAAGCCUGUGACCAGACACCCAGAAGGCUUUUUGUCCCAUCAUGCACUGCAGAAGGAAGCUAUGAGGAUGUUCAGUGCUCAGCUGGGGAGUGUUGGUGUGUGGAUUACCGGGGCCAAGAACUUCCUGGCUCAAGAGUUAGAGGCAGACGACCCCGGUGCCCCACAGAGUGUGAAAAGCAAAGGGAAAAGAUGCAAAACCUCAUGGGUAGCCAGCCCGCUGGGUCCAGCCUACCUGUCCCUUCUUGUACCAACGAGGGACAUUUCCUACCUGUCCAAUGCUUUAACUUGGAAUGCUACUGUGUGGAUGCCAAGGGACAAGCUAUCCCUGGAACUCGCAGUGCAACUGGAGAGCCCAAGCAAUGCCCUACCUCCUGUCAACUGCAGGCAGAGCAAGCUUUCCUGGGGACAGUGCAGGCCCUGCUCUCUGAUUCCAGCCUGCCGCCUGCUCUCUCCAGCGUCUACAUCCCACAGUGUGGUGCGGAGGGACAGUGGCGACGCAUGCAAUGUGAUGGGCCUCCUGAGCAGGCCUUCGAGUGGUACCAACGAUGGGCAGCUCAGAACAGCAGUGGCCAGGAGCUCACCCCUGCCCAGCUGCUCAAGAAGAUCAGGAGCUUUAGAGAAGUGGCUUCCAAUAGCUUCCGUGUCUUUAUCCAACAUCUGUAUGAGACUGGUCAGCAAGAUGUCUUCCCAGUGCUGACAGCGUAUUCUGUUUUCCAAGAUGUCCCCCAGGCGCUGCUGGAGGGUGACCUGACCCAGUCUGGAGGGAACAUCUUCCUGGACCCCUAUCUCUUUUGGCAGAUCCUAAAUGGACAGCUCAGCCGGUACCCGGGGCCCUACUCAGAUUUCAAUGCUCCUCUGGCGCACGUUGACCUUCGUAGCUGCUGGUGUGUGGACGAGGCUGGUCAAGAACUGGACGGCACUCGGGCUGAGCCAAGCAAGGUUCCAGCAUGUCCUGGUUCUUGUGAGGAAGCAAAACGUCGCGUCCUACAGUUCAUUAAGGAAACAGAAGAGGUCAUCUUGGCAUCGAACAAUUCUUGGUUUCCUCUGGGGGAGAGCUUCCUAGCUGCCAAGGGAAUCCGGCUGACCAGUGAGGAAUUCUCUCUUCCUCUGACCUUCUCAUCCCGGGAGACGUUCUCUGAGAAGUUUCUGACUGGGAGUGAUUAUGCCCUGAGAUUGGCAGCCCAGUCAACCGUUACCUUCUAUCAGCGACAAGGCUCUUCCCUGGGCGGUUUGACAGAAGCACCCUCCCUUCUGAGCAGUGGCCCCUACAUGCCGCAGUGUGAUGCCUUUGGGAGCUGGGAGCCAGUGCAGUGCUACGCCAGGACUGGACACUGCUGGUGUGUGGAUGGCAAGGGAGAAUACAUUCCAGCCUCGCUGGCCGCCCGCUCCCCGCAGAUCCCCCAAUGCCCCACGCCCUGUGAGCUGUCUCGAGCCAGCGGGCUGAUUUCCAGUUGGAAGCAAGCUGUACCUCAGGGACACGUGUCUCCCACAGGCCUCUUCAUCCCUACCUGCCUGGAGGCAGGAGCGUAUGCCCGGCGGCAGGAGACGGAGGCUGGUGCCUGGUGUGUGGACCCAGCGUCCGGAGAUGGGGAGCUACAGGGCACAGAUAACAGUGGCUCUUGCCCCAGUGUCUGUGAGUCACUCAGGAAUGGAGCUCUCGAGAAGAGGGUUGGACUAGGUUACACCCCAGCCUGCCAGGCAGGAGCUGGGUCCUUCUCCCCUGUGCAGUGUGACCCAGCUGGGGACAGCUGCUGGUGUGUCCUGGCAGGUGGAGAGGAGGUCCCUGGGACCCGCGUGGUCGGGAGCCAGCCUGCCUGUGAGCGCCCAGAGUGCCCGCUCCCAUUUGGUGUGACUGAGGCUGUCAGCGGAACCGUCCUGUGUGAGGAGACCUCGAGUGAGGGAGCUGCCAGCACCCAGCAGUGUCAGCUGAGGUGCCACCUGGGCCACCACAGUGUCUUCCUGCCACACCCCCUGGUGUGCAGUGUGGACAGCAGACGCUGGGAGACAGGGCCACCACUGCCCCAGGCCUGCCAGAGGCUCCAGCCAUGGCAGACGGUCCAGACCACAGCGCAGUUCCAGCUCCGGCUUCCACUAGGCAAGAUGUGCAGCGCCGACUACGCGGGCCUGCUUCAGGCUUUCCAGGUCUUCGUGCUGGAUGAGCUGAAGGCCCGCGGCUUCUGUCAAAUCCAGGCGAAGACUUUUGGGAUCCCCGUUUCCAUUCCUGUCUGCGACGACUCCACGGUGCUGGUGGAGUGUCUGACGGUGGAGCGUUUAGGGGUAAAUGUGACGUGGAAAUCUCGGCUGGAGGACAUUCCAGUGGCUUCGUUUCCUGACUUGCAAAACAUCGAGGAAGCUUUAGUAGGCAAGGAUCUUGUUGGGCGCUUUGCAGAUUUGAUCCAAAAUGGCGAGUUCCAGCUUCAUCUGGAUUCAAAGACAUUCCCAGCAGACACCUCCAUUCGCUUUCUCCAAGGGGACCGCUUUGACACCUCUCCCAGGGCCUGGUUCGGGUGUUUGGAAGGAUUCUACAGGGUUUCGGCCACCAACAAAGACAGUCAGGAUCCACUGGGAUGUGUUCAGUGUCCUGAAGGAAGCUACUUUCUGGAUGAGCAAUGUGUUCCCUGCCCCGUUGGAUUCUAUCAAGAACAAGCAGGCCGCUCUACCUGUAUCCCUUGUCCUGUGGGCAGAAGAACCAUGUCAACAGGAGCUUUCAGUCCAACUCACUGUGUCACUGACUGUCAGAGGAAUGAGACGGGCCUGCAGUGUGACGAGGAUGGACAGUACCUGGCGCGCCAGACAGACAGGGGCACCGGGGCCACCUUCUGCGUGGACGGAAAGGGGCGGAGGCUGCCUGGGUCAGAGACAGCGGCCUCACUCACGGAGUCUCAGUGCCUGAUGAUGCGGACCUUUGAGAAGGUUCCAGAAUCCAAGGUGAUCUUCAGUAGUGACGCUCCAGUGAUGAUCAGGUCCAGAGUCCCUGGUUCUAAGUCCCCACUGAUGCAGUGUUUGGCAGACUGUGCAGAGGAUGAGGACUGCAGUUUCCUGGUCGUAUCCACGGAGGGACAACAAAUCUUGUGUGAAUUCUAUGCUGGGACAAAUGACAGCAUUGCCUGUCUGGCUUCUGACCAGGAGGAAAACACCUUGGGAAACGCAAUGACCACCAGCUUCAAGAGUCUCAGGUGCCAGGUGAAAGUGAGGCACCGGGUCCAAGACUUUCUAGCUGUUUAUCUGAAACAGGGCCAACAAUUUACCACCACAAGUCAGAAAACCUUUGAACAAACGAAUUUCCAGAACACACUCUCUGGGAUGUACAGCCCCUUUGUGUUUUCAGCACCAGGAGCCAACAUGACUGAUGUGCAUCUCUUCUGCCUUCUUGCAUGUGACCGGGAUCCCUGCUGCGAUGGCUUCAUUCUUACGCAGGUCCAAGAAGGCCCCAUAAUCUGUGGGUUGCUAAGCUCCCCUGACAUCCUGCUUUGCAACAUUCAAGACUGGAGGGAUGGCCCUGAAGCCCAGACAGUGAACACUACAUGCCCUGGUGUGACCUAUGACCAAGGGAGCCACCGAGUGACAUUGCAUCUGGGAGGCCAGGAUUUCAUCACGAGUCUGACACCGCUGGAUAAAACACAAGGCACUUUUUCCAGUUCCCAGCAAGUUUACCUUUGGAAAGAUUCUGACAUGGGGUCUCGAUCUGAGUCUGUGGGAUGUAGAAGAGGCCCAGCACCAAGGCCAGCAUCAUCAGAAACAGAUUUGGCCGCAGAACUUUUCUCCCCUGUGGACCUUAACCAGAUCACUGUCAAUGAGGACCGACGCCUGCCCAGCCAACAGUACUGGCUUUUCAAGCACCUCUUUUCACCCCAGCAAGCAAACCUGUGGUGUCUCUCUCGCUGUGCUCAGGAGCCCUCUUUCUGUCAGCUCGCAGAGAUAACAGAUAAUACACCUUUGUCCUUCACCUGCACCCUCUACCCAGAGGCCCAGGUGUGUGAUGAUGUCAUGGACUCCAGUUCCAAGGGCUGCAGAAUGAUUCUGCCCCACAGACCAAAGAUUCUGUUCCGGAAGAAAGUUGUACUGAAAGAUAAAGUGGAGAACUUUUACACCCGUCUGCCAUUCCAAAAGCUGACUGGAAUUUCCAUUAGAAGCAAAGUGCCCAUGUCUGAAAAAUCCAUUUCUAAUGGGUUCUUCGAGUGUGAACGGCUUUGUGACGCAGACCCGUGCUGUGCUGGGUUUGGAUUUCUCAACGUCUCCCAGUUAAAAGGUGGAGAGGUGACCUGCCUGACCCUAAACAGCUUGGGACUUCAGACAUGCAGCGAGGAGAACAGAGGAGCCUGGCGCAUCUUAGACUGUGGGUCUCCUGACACUGAAGUCCGCACUUAUCCCUUUGGAUGGUACCAGAGACCUAUUGCUGAAAACGAUGCUCCUAGUUUUUGCCCUUCAGUUGUUCAUCCUCCUCUCGCAGAGAAUGUCUCUCUGGACGCAUGGCAGCCUCUGACCCCCUCAUCAGUCACUGUGGAUCCCUCCAUCCGACACUUCGAUGUUGCCCACAUCAGCAACGCUGCAGCCGGCGAUUUCUCUGCUGCCCGAGACCUCUGUUUGUUGGAGUGUUCCCGCCAUCAGUCCUGCAUUGUCACCACCCUGCAGGCCCGGCCUGGGACUGUGCGGUGCCUGUUCUAUGCUGAUACCCAGAGCUGCACACAUAGUCUGCAGAGCCAGAGUUGCCGACUUCUGCUUCGAGAGGAGGCAGCUCACAUCUACAGGAAGCUGGGUAUCUCCCUGAUCAGCUCUGCGGCAUCCGUACCUUCUGUGUUCCUGGUCACCCAUGGCCAGCUGCAGGGCAGGUCUCAGGCCAUCCAGGUGGGCACAGCGUGGAAGCAGGUCUACCAGUUCCUCGGAGUACCCUAUGCGGCCCCACCCCUGGCAGAGCGCCGCUUCCAGGCUCCAGAGCCCUUGAACUGGACUGGUUCCUGGGAUGCCACCAAGCCACGGGCCAGCUGCUGGCAACCAGGAGCCAGGAUGCCCACACCUUCUGGAAUCAGUGAGGACUGCUUAUAUCUCAACGUGUUUGUCCCUGAGAGCGUGGUCCCCAACGCCUCGGUGUUAGUCUUCUUCCACAACACCGUGGAGGACCCCGAGAGAGAGGGACAGCUGGCCGUCGACGGUUCCUUCCUGGCUGCUGUUGGUAACCUCAUUGUGGUCACCGCCAGCUACCGAGUGGGCAUCUUUGGCUUCCUGAGUUCUGGGUCCCGCGAGGUGACUGGAAACUGGGGACUGAUGGACCAGGUGGCCGCGUUGACUUGGGUACAGACGCACAUCGGAGAGUUCGGCGGGGACCCUCGCCGCGUGUCCCUGGCAGCAGACCGAGGCGGAGCUGAUGUGGCCAGUAUCCACCUUGUUACCCCCAAGACUGUGGAAGCCAGACUCUUCCGGAGGGCUGUUCUGAUGGGAGGCUCUGCGCUUUCCCCCGCCGCCACCAUAAGCCAGGAGAGGGCUCAGCAACAGGCAGCCGCUUUGGCAAAGGAAGUUGACUGCCCCACCUCGCCCAGCCAAGACCUGGUAUCCUGCCUCCGCCAGAAGCCCGCCAGCAUCCUCAAUGAUGCCCAGACCAAGCUCCUGGCUGUGAGUGGUCCUUUUCACUACUGGGGUCCCGUGGUCGAUGGCCACUACCUACAUGAAACACCCACCAGGACCCUGCAGAGGGCCCCUCGGGCGAAGAUUGAUCUGCUCAUCGGGAGCUCUCAGGAUGACGGACUCAUCAGCAGAGCCAAGGCCAUCAAGCAAUUUGAGGAGAGUCAAGGGAGGACCAGCAGCAAAACCGCCUUCUACCAGGCACUGCAGAACUCCCUGGGUGGUGAGGCCUUGGAUGCUGGUGUGCAGGCUGCUGCCACGUGGUACUACUCCCUGGAACAUUCUGCAGACGAGUAUGCCUCCUUCUCCCGGGCUCUGGAGAAUGCCACCCGGGACUACUUCAUCAUCUGCCCCGUGAUCAACAUGGCCACUCGCUGGGCAAAGCAAACCCGAGGAAAUGUCUUCAUGUACCACGUUCCCGAGAGCUACGGCCACAGCAGCCUGGAGUUGCUGGCUGAUAUGCAGUACGCCUUUGGACUUCCCUUCUACCCCACCUACCAGGGCCAGUUUACUCAGGAGGAGAAAAGCCUGUCGCUGAAAAUCAUGCAGUACUUUUCCAACUUCAUCAGAUCUGGAAAUCCCAACUAUUUUCACGAGUUCUCCCGGAGAGCACCUGACUUUGCAACCCCCUGGCCUGACUUCCUCCCCUGGGCUGGCGGAGAAAGCUACAAGGAAUUCAGCUCCCUGCUCCCCAAUCUUCAUGGCCUGAAAAACACUGACUGCUCCUUCUGGUCCAAAUACAUCCCCUCUCUGAAGACCUCAGCAGGUGGAGCCAAGGACCGGCAGUCAGCUGAAAGUGAAGAGGAGGAAUUGCUAGCAGCCUCUGGACUGAGAGAAGACCUCCUGGAUCUCUCAGAGCCAGGCUCCAAGACCUACAGCAAGUGA
Chrysochloris asiatica (Cape golden mole) is the source of this 8310-nucleotide messenger RNA. It is a transcript of the gene TG, whose product is annotated as thyroglobulin. Bases 1 to 8310 code for a protein of 2769 amino acids. The transcript is spliced from 48 exons. The record is from RefSeq and is a predicted model, not a curated record. NCBI's taxonomy places the organism in Eukaryota, Metazoa, Chordata, Mammalia, Afrosoricida, Chrysochloridae. Gene Ontology annotation, biological process: thyroid hormone generation.